AGCCGUUUUGGCCCAAGAGAUGACUCGGCGCCCCGCGGAUCUCCCGGCGGCGGGGCGGCGAUGAUUCAUGAGCUCGCGCGCAGGCGAUGGGUGUGGUGGCGCAGAGGCGGGAGCCGCCCGGGUGGUGGGGACCCGCCUGCCGCCGCGGGCUGCCACCGGGCCUCCUGGUGCUCGCGGCCCUGUGCCUGACGCGUAGGGGCACCGUGCGCCCCGGGGAGGCGGGGCCGCCCACGGCCGCGGUGGACGAGCAGGCAGAUCACUCAGAGGAGGCCCGGAUCCGGCAGGCGGCCCGGCGGCGCGCGGAGGAGGCCGCGCGGCGGCUGCGGCUGGCCGAGGAGCGGGAGCGGCGCCGGGCGGAGGAGCGGAUGGCCGCUGCGCGGCGCAGGGCCGAGGCGGUCACGCGGCAGUGGCGCCUCGGAGAGGAGGAGAGGCAGCAGCUGGAGGAGCAGGCGGCCAGAAUACGCGACAGGGAUGCGUUUAAGAGGGCCAGGCGGCGGGCGAGGCUCGCAAAGAGCGAGGCAAAGCAGGCAGGGCAGCUCAAGGCGAUCUCGCGCGAGGUGCAGCGUGUGGAGCAGCGCGCGGCCGACCUGCGGCAGAGCGAGGAAGAGGCAAUGCAGCGGGCCAGGCAGGAGGAGCAGCGCUCCGCGGCCAGCGGAGCUGUGGCUGUGUCGCUGGCUGCCCAGAGGCAGAGGUUGGAGGCGUCGGAGAGGAGAGCCGCUGAGAGGCACGCUCGGCUCGAGGCGGUUGCGAUGGAUCGCCAGAAGCUGAUCGACAAGUGUGCCAAGCUUCGCGAGCGGGCGAAGUACAAGAAGGAGAAGGCCAGGUACAAGGACCAGAAGCUGAGCGCCAAGACGCAUAGAAGGCUCAGCGCAGUGGAGCGGGCGCAGCACAGGCUGGAGGAGAGGUGCGCCGCUGCGCGAGAGUGGCAGGAAGAGGUGGCGCAGCGGCGCCAGAGUGAGGCGGAGCAGCUCGCAGCCCAGGCGAGGCAGCAAGAACAGGACGAAGAGGAACGGCAGCUGCUUGCCUCCGCCGAGCGGCUAGAUAGGCUGAGGCGGCGAGAGGACGAGAAAGAGCGCAAGAGGCAGGAGGCCGACGAGAAGGCCGCGGCCCGCCAGCGCAAGAGGGCGGAGCUCGAGCAGCAGCGGAGGGAGCUCGCGGAGGCCGCCCGCGCCGAGAAGCGGCGCAGGCGAGAGGAGGCCGACGUCCAGAAACUCGAGCUGGCCCGGCAGACGCGCGCGGAGGAGGAGCGCGAGCAGCAAGCGGCCGCGGACGACGGGCGGGAGACCUCCACUGCGGCGCUGCUGGGCGCCGCGGGGGCCGCAGGCUGGGCCUCGCUCCUGACGCUGGCGCUCGUGCGCCGCCGGCGCUGCAGCCGGCGCCCAGGCGACGCCCUAGGCGACGCCGCUGGCGCUCACAGGCGCGUGCGGGCGCUGGCGCAGCGCGCCGGGUCCACCCAGCGCUGCGGCCGGCCAGCUGGCGGGCCCCCACCGGGCAGGGCGCACGGCGGCGAGCCGCUGGCCAGCGGCCUGGGCGCGGCGCUCCAGGCGAGGGGGUCGUCGGGCGUCCCCCCGCUGGCCGUGCCACGGCCGCAGCCGCUUGCGUCGAGCCCCGAGGGCCCGCCCGGGGAUGGCUGCCCAGGCAGCGCGCUGCCGCGGCUGGGUGGCCCGCCAUGCGGGCCGCUUGACACCGUUGCGCCAGCCGAGGUCGUCUCGCAGACGCCACCGCGGGGCUCCCCGCGGUGGCACUCGCGCCUGUCGAGGCUGAGCAGGCCACCGAGGGGAUUCACCAUUGACGGCUGGGACGCCUUCUUCGAUAAGGCUGGGUCUGGCCUGGAGCCGCUCGUGACGGGGGAGCAAACCUCGUCGCGCGCACUGCCCAGCGAGGGGUCGUACUUUAUCGGCGACGACGAUUCGGCUGGGCUCGCAGACCGGAGCAGCUCUAUGGCCGAGUCGCCUGGUUUGAGCGGCUGUUCAGCCAUGGGGGCGCCAGAGACGCUCCACGAUUCCUCCAGCGAGGAUUGCCCCAGCGGGCAGCCACUCGACAGCCCACCACCAGCGACGCAGCUCGGCCCGGCUACCUCUUCGCUCUGCGAGCUAUCCCAGGGCGUGUCAGACACGGCAGCCGCUCCCGACGGAGCGCCCACACCAACCAGCGCAACCACUGCGCACGCUCGCCGCCGAUGGUCGAACAGGCCUGGAGCCGCCGCUGGGCCUGAGCCGAAUGCGCUACCGCGAAGCGGCCUGGAGGCAGUCAUCGUGGGGGGCUCUGUUCCGAUGUCCAGCGCCGUGGCGCCGGCGCGGCGCAGGCGCCAGCGAGCCCCAGAGACUCUGACGUCACCGCCGGCUCCCCCUCCAGGAUCUGGCGCGCAGCCUGCCCCACCAGAGGCGCGUGCGCGGGCGACCGCGCAGCUUGCCCCGCUCGUGCUGCCAGCGAAGGCCGGCCCUGGUCGGAGCUCGACCCCCGAGCCGCUGGGCAGCGGCCUGCGGGCUUCUGCGAGCCCGCGGCUGCUGGCCGCCGAGGCCAGCCCGAAGCCGGCGGGACCAGGCGCCCCUGCGCCGCGGGAGCAGGCGGGCGUGCUGCCAGAGCCGGGCCCGGAGCCCUGCCCGGGCCAUGUCGCGUUCUUCAUCGGGGACGCCUCCAGCGACGAGGAGUCACCCCCCGCCGAGGCCCAGGGGCCCGCGCCGUCGCUCGGGGCGCCCGCGGGCGAGGGGGCGGCAGCGGCCGCAGGCCGCACGGAGCGCGCGGGCCUCCCGCCCAGCAUGGAGGGCGAGGUGCAGCUCGCGAGGGCCGCGCUGCGCACGGUGCGCCUGGCGUGCGUGGAGCUGCGCGCCUCCACGCGCUUCCAGGCGGCGGUGGCGAUGCUCCAGGGCGCCGCGCGGGCCGCGCUGGGGAGCCCCGCCGCCCCCGGCUUCGAGCUGGAGGGGCUGCUGCAGCUGGCGGACACGAGGGGGGCCAGCGGCCUGAGCGUCGUCCACUACGUGUGCCUCGAGUGCCACCUGGCCGACCCCGGCUUCCUGUCGGGGCUGCAGGCCGAGCUGCGGCACGUGCCGCUCGCGGCGAGGGCCGCCGGGGCGCUGGCCGGCAUCCCAGAGCAGCUCGCGGGCAUGGACGGCGUCGCCCGGGCCGCCCUGCGCGAGCUGGGCGCGGGCCGCGGGGGGCACGAGGCCAGCCGCACACGGGCGGCCGUCGCGGCCUGCGAGCACUUCCUCGGGCGCGGGGGCUCCGAGGCGGCCGGCGGGGGCGGCCUCGGCGUGGGCGCCAUCGUGCUCGCAGAGGCUCUCCUCGAGCGGUUCGGGCAGGCGUGGCACGAGGUCUCCCAGGGUCUCUGCGACGCCCCGCUGCACGAGGCCUGA
Messenger RNA from Prorocentrum cordatum, 3353 nucleotides. NCBI's taxonomy places the organism in Eukaryota, Dinophyceae, Prorocentrales, Prorocentraceae. The record is from the annotation of a GenBank genome assembly.